AUGUCUUCCGUGACACGGUCUGCGUCUUCAGCAAAGAGCAUACCACGUCCAUCUGCAAGCAUAAUUCUCAUCAACUCAGCAAAUGAGGUCCUUUUGGUCCAGCGCAACAAAACCCACUCUUUCGGAGGGAUGCAUGUAUUCCCGGGUGGGAACUAUGACGCUAAGCAAGACGAAUCUUACGAGAUGACUGCCAUUCGAGAAACCUUCGAAGAAACGGGCGUCCUGCUUGCUUCGGCAUCCGCAUCGUCACCCACCCAUUUUCGUCUGACUAACGAGGAGAUGGAGAGGGUGCGCGAAGAGAUUCAUUCCGGACGAUUGUUGUUCAAGGACUUCCUGCACAAGCACGGUUUAACACCAGACGUAAGCUCACUCUUGCCGUUUACGCAGUGGGUCACUCCUCCACCCGUCCUCCGUCGCUUCCACGCCUACUUCUUCGUCUAUUUCCUACUUCGAACCUCUCCGUCAUCAAUCAUCCCGGCCUCGGACUCUGCUGGCUUACUCACCCAAGGGCAAAUACAACACCGACGCCCCACCCCCGAUGGCGCCCACGAAAUCAUCUCCUGCACCUUCUCCCACCCUCUCUCCAUUCUCUCCCAACACCGAUCCGGAAAGUUGCCAAUGAUGCCUCCUCAGUUCUACCUACUUUCCACUCUCGCUUCAGCCAUUCACGGCCGUGCGACUACACCUUACCAAAUCUCCCGAGUCCGCGAGUUAUCAGCAGGUCAUUUUGGGAGGAUGGUCAUUCAUCCGGGGCCGCAUCCUGGCGGGAGAGUGGAAGACCAAGAUGGCAGGACGGUCUUGACGUUCGAAGGCGAUGAGACGCGGGGCGGGAGUACAGGGAGGCUGCACAGAGCGCUAGUGAAGUUCGAUAACCGCGGGGUACCUCUGGAAAUUUCGCUGCUCCGGAACUGGGAUAUUUUUGCAGAGGUGGAGAUCGAGGCUUUUGUUGCGGACCCUGCAAACGUGCAAUCGAAGUUGUAG
Stereum hirsutum FP-91666 SS1 is the source of this 981-nucleotide messenger RNA. RefSeq lists its product as uncharacterized. NCBI's taxonomy places the organism in Eukaryota, Fungi, Basidiomycota, Agaricomycetes, Russulales, Stereaceae. The record is from RefSeq and is a predicted model, not a curated record. Gene Ontology annotation, cellular component: mitochondrion. Gene Ontology annotation, molecular function: hydrolase activity, acting on acid anhydrides, in phosphorus-containing anhydrides. The transcript has 4 exons. The coding region runs from base 1 to 981 and encodes 326 amino acids.